ACGAACCCAGGCUAUGUUCAAGUGUGUUGCAGCCGGUUGCAAGCAGGUGUGUACUGGUUAUGCAGCAUUAAAAGCACACUUCUAUCGUCAUCAUAAUAGCAUGCCAACAGUUGCUCUGGACACAAGUUUAACAAAAUUAAAAUGCACAGUUCCACUUUGUAACUGGCAGUGUGAAGGGAUAAAAGCUUUGGUUGUUCACUUGAAGGAGCAUAUAGUAGAGGGGCGCCAAGUAACUUGCCCUGUGAAAGGGUGCACCUCUGUGUUUCGUGUAAAAUCUUCCUUUACCUCUCACAUCUCCAGGAAACAUAAAAAUUAUUUGGAAAAUGUGAUUUGUGAAACAAGUAAUGAAGAUACUCAGAGUGCUGCAAGUGCUACCACAAAAGAUUCCAGUGUGCCAGAUGCAGAAGACACAGUCAUAGAUGGACCAAAUUUCAGUGACUUGUAUCUUAGGAAUGUAUGUAUGUUUUACAUAAAACUACAGGGACAGCAUCUUCUUCCAUCAUCUACCAUUCAAAACAUUGUAGAAGAGAUGCAGAAUAUACAUGAAUUGGGACAGACAUACUCUUUAAAUAGAUUGAACUUGCUUCUUAAAGAAAUGUCAUUUGCAGAUGAAGACAUUGCAAAAAUCUGUGACACAGUAAAACAGUCGGACUUGUUCUCAGCUUGCCACACAGGGCCAAUGAGAACUGCUUAUUCUAGAGCCCAGUGUUUUAAAGACAUGUUCAAAUAUGGGGAACCCAAAAAAGUGUUGUUGGGCAAAGAUGAGGACAGAAAAGAUAGAUUUGCAUACUAUGUUCCUGUGCUAAAUACGUUAAAAGGUAUGUUAGAUUCCAAAUAUUGGCAGGGCCUAAUGAUGGCUCCUGGCGUUUCAAAAGCUGAUGUUCUCUCUGACUGUGACGAUGGUAAGGUGUUUAUGUCCAACGUAUUUUUUCAAGAAAACCAAAAUUGUCUCAAGCUGGUUCUCUAUCAAGAUGCAUUUGAAGUUGUGAACCCAUUGGGAUCUGCAAAAAAAAAGCACAAGAUCUUGGCUGUUUACUUUUCUCUACUCAAUAUGCCACCCCAUGUCCGAUCAAAUACCGAUCAUAUGCAGUUGGUCUUGUUGUGUAGAGAGAAGGAUUUCAAGGAAUUUGGCCAUUCCAGAGUUUUUUCAGAACUGUUGACUGACUUGAAAAUACUAGAGGAGAAUGGGAUAACUAUGGCAGAUGAAUCAGUUGUGAAAGGAGCACUGUAUUGCAUUGCUGGAGACAACUUGGGCUCUCACUGCAUCGGGGGUUUUACGGAAAAUUUCAGUACAUCUCAGUACUUCUGCAGAUAUUGUCUGAUUACUCGGUCUGAAUUUCAGAGUGAAAAUCCAGCUAUCAUUGGACCAGAGCGGACUCCAGAAACGUAUCAAUCUGCCACUGAACAGCUGGAAAGAGAGGAUGUGACAGAAGUACAGGGGAUUAAGUUCAGGUCAGUGUUUAAUACUUUAGAGAACUUUAAUGUUUGUUCACCAGGCAUGCCCCCUUGUCUUGGCCAUGACAUCUUCGAGGGUGUCCUCUCAUAUGAUGUUGCCCUUUAUCUCAAAUACAUGAUUGUCAAAAAGAAAUGGCUGACAUACACAAUUUUGAACAGGCGCAUCAGACAAUUCAAAUACAAAGCAACAGAUGCUUGUUCCAAACCUUGUGCUGUCACUCCAAAAGCACUGAAACUCAGUGGACAAGCAGUACAAAACUGGAAUUUCUUGAGACUGUUGCCUCUGUUAAUUGGUGAUAAGGUGCAGGAUUCACAAGAUGAUAUAUGGCAGUUAACAUUGCAGCUUAAGGAUAUUGUUGACCUGAUUUGUGCUCAGCAAAUUUCCAAGCCUCAGGUUGCAUAUUUGAAUGUUCUCAUCCAGGAAUAUUUGGAAACCAGGAAGGUAUUGUUUCCAGAUAACGCACUGAGACCUAAACAUCAUUAUUUACAGCACUAUCCAGGGCUGAUUCUGAAAUUUGGUCCACUCAUCAGGCUCUGGACCAUGCGGUUCGAGAGCAAACAUAGUUACUUCAAAAGAUGUGCCAGACAACUGAAGAACUUCAAAAAUCUGUGUUUGACUCUUUCAGAGAGACAUCAAAUGUUACAGGCCUUUCUUUCUGCUGGAACAGUGACUCUCCCAACCUUGCAAAUAAAAGAUGGCUCACCAUUUUAUUUAGAACUUUACAGUGAGGAAGUUAAAGGUGCAGUUCUUCAUUUUGGGUUCACUGAAAACAAUACAAUGACUCCCACAGAUGUGCAGUAUAAUGGAAUAACGUACAAGAAGGGCCAAUUUGUAGUCAGUAGGAAUGAUGAGUCACUGGAGUUUGGUGAACUCAUCCUUACAUUGGUGAAGGAUGAAUCUGCACUUCAUUUUCUGAUGAGAGUGUAUCGUGGAGAAUUUCUUCCACACUACCACAUGUACUUUGUAAAGGAUGAAACAAGAAGAUUAGAAUGCAGACACAUUAGUAAACUGAUUGACAUGUGGCCAUUAUCAUCUUACAUAAAAGAUGGGAAUCGGUUUGUACCAUUAAAGCAUAGUGUUUUGGCAGUGUAAAGGCUUGAUAUUAAUGGUUCAGAGAUCAACCUUUUUUUAGUUUUCUGUAUUUCAACAGAUAUGAUGGAUACACAAAAGGACAUCCGCGAUGCCAUUCGAGCAGUGCUUCCUGGUCUUUCACAGGAAGUUUUGGCUGCUUUAGAGGAUGUGUUGGAGAAACUCGGCACUACAACCACAGAUGAUUUCCAGUAUAUCACCGAAAGAGACUUAUUGCCUGUGCUGAAGCCCAUACAGGCCAGAAGACUGGUUGCUGCAUGGGCCCAAAAUAACUCAAUGGCUUCAACUUCAGGCGGGGCAUCCUCCUCUCCACAGUCUGUUCAGUCCUCUCAAUCUGCAGCCUCACUUUCACAACCAUCGUCUGCUGCUACUUCAUCGCCUUUCCUGAGCUGCUCCCCAGUUUUGCCAACCUGGGUUGACAGUUUUCAGAUACCGUGGCAGAAGCUUCCAGAAGAGCUGAUACAGACUUUGGAACGACAGAAAAGGCCAAGUGCACGACUUCGAAGACAAAUGGUGAGGAUUAUUGUCUCUGAAAUGAUGCUGAUUUGCAAGAAUCCAACCAAACGCAACACUACUGAAAUAGCAGAAAGGAUGGUGAGCAGGUAUCCAAAGUCACUUAAGGAUGUCAUUGAUGGUGACGUUAUUGGACUUGGUUAUCAUUCCUUGGUAAAACAACUCCAGGCAAGAAUUGAAAAUGUCAAACGACAAGACACACCAAAGAUAACUAAACGCAAGGCAGAAUCAGAUAAUGACACUGAUGAGAUACCUGCUGAGCAGAAAGCCAGUGUUCAAGACACAUAUGGCUGUGUCAACUGGGCGCCAAAGUUUUUGCCCCUUUCUGAGACUGUAGAGAGUCAGCUUAAGAAAAAAGAAGACAUGAAAAAGAUGUUCAAAGACAAGAAAUAUGCUGCAGAAGAUGUGAAAGAACUUAUCAAGUCCACCUAUUACACGCAACGAAAGGACAUCAAUAAAGGUACAAGCAUCCUGAAGCUAUGCCAAGAAUGGCCUUUUUUGUUCCAUGAAACUGGCAUGGCAGAACACUUCCAGCAACUUACUGGCAUCAGUCUGAUGGAAGCCUUCUUCACCAAUCUGGACAAAAAGGGGGAGCGCAUCGUCAACUUCCUGAAAACUGUUUUUGCUCAGAAAGAAAAACAAGUUCUGGAGUCUCUCCUCAAGUUAGCAAGUGAAAAAGGUCAGUCCAGUGGUUGUACGGAGAUGAUUCUUCUUCUACUUGCUUUUUUUGGUGAGAAGGAAGAGCAUAUGUUCCACUAUGUUGAGAAGACGAGCCUUGCUGAAGAGGUUGAGAUGGAGGAUGUGCCAGCAACACCCUGCCUUAUUGUGUGUGGUAUGUCUGAACCAAGUUGACAAAGUAGUUGAAUGGUUCACACGGGCUUUUUGUGAUAUAUAUUUGUUCAUGUUUUUUAUUCAAAGGGUCCUCUUGCUACACUGCAGACUGCUUCAUGUUGAGUAUUGAUCAGAAGAUUAUCAAUGACCACAUCACUGCCUUCUCCUGUGCCAUCUGCCUGAUGUUUGGCUGUUACUACUGUUUUAAUAUACACUACCCAGUGGGACUGCGGUCAACACUGGAGUUCCUCCAGAGGUGUUUCUUUUCAAUUAAUCCGGAGAGAGGAACAAAAGUUGAGCAUAGCAAGAGGAGGAAGAUCUUUGCGGUCAACCCAAGAGUCCUCACGCUCAUCGCUGACCUUGCAGACCAUGAGUGGACUUAGACCAUACUUUGUGAGUCAUGUGAUAUGAUGUGUAAUGUUGUUAUGUUGCGGUAUGUUGAAAACUGCAUUUUAUUGGUAUUUAAGGUUUACACUGUAAGAUUUCACAUUUUUCAUCUUCAUGUUAAAUUUUGCAAAUUUAUGUUAGACAUUUUUUUUAUAUAUAUGUAUAUAGCAGAUGACAAUAACACAGAUUUUAUGCUGCACCACUGUCACGGCUUAAUGAAUAUGUGGUGAUUUACAAGUUUCAAGUCAAAAAACCUGACAAACGUGAACAGUUUUAGUUAUCUAUUUCAGAAAGGUUACAGUGGUGCCCAGCACAUUUGUUAGAAAGUUCUUAUUUCUGUGUAUGUGCCAAUUCCAUAUGAUAUGGAUUAUUCAUUUGAAAUACACUGCACCGGGGUUGAAGUGAUAAUGUUGUGUCAUAUCUGUUCAAACUUUUGCACUAAUAUAAGUGCUUGCUGCUUUUUGGAAGAUGUUACAAGUUCUUUGUAAUCAGUGUUCACAGGGUUGUGAGAAGUUUGUACAGCCCAAAAAGUUUUCAUUAAAUGGAAAAAAUACAAUAAAGUUUGGUUUUUGGAUACUUUA
This is a messenger RNA of Xiphophorus hellerii (green swordtail), 4857 nucleotides long. RefSeq lists its product as uncharacterized. Bases 14 to 2548 code for a protein of 844 amino acids. The transcript has 3 exons. The record is from RefSeq and is a predicted model, not a curated record. Lineage: Eukaryota; Metazoa; Chordata; Actinopteri; Cyprinodontiformes; Poeciliidae.